Acanthoscelides obtectus is the source of this 2363-nucleotide messenger RNA. The record is from the annotation of a GenBank genome assembly. NCBI's taxonomy places the organism in Eukaryota, Metazoa, Arthropoda, Insecta, Coleoptera, Chrysomelidae.
AGCCGGCAGUCGUUCUAGUAAGUUCGGGUGAGGUUCGGGAAGGAUCGUGCUUCUUCGUGAACGAAUUGCCACCGUUAUAUAAAACUACUUCGCGGCGGGAGCGAUCAGUAGAUUUGAAUAAGCGCGACGGUGAAAACAACUAUAAGCGAAUUAUACAUUCGGUGUGCUGAUUCGAGCUUUGUUAUUUGUUGAACAGUUUAGUGUGUUAUUAGUGCAAAAUGCCGAAAGCUCCAGCAGUUGGUAUUGACUUGGGCACCACAUACUCAUGUGUCGGUGUCUGGCAACACGGGAAGGUGGAAAUCAUCGCUAACGACCAAGGGAAUAGAACAACACCAAGUUAUGUUGCCUUCACCGAUACAGAACGUCUCAUUGGCGAUGCCGCCAAGAACCAGGUAGCUAUGAACCCUAGCAACACAGUCUUCGACGCGAAGCGACUCAUUGGCCGAAAAUUCGACGAUCCCAAGAUCCAGCAGGAUUUCAAACACUGGCCAUUCAAAGUUGUCAGCGAUGGCGGCAAGCCCAAGAUCCAAGUGGAGUUCAAAGGCGAAACCAAGACCUUCGCUCCAGAAGAAAUCAGUUCAAUGGUGCUAACAAAAAUGAAAGAAAUUGCAGAAGCCUAUCUGGGCGGCACAGUGAAGGAUGCGGUUAUCACAGUCCCAGCAUACUUCAACGAUUCACAAAGACAAGCAACCAAAGAUGCCGGUGCCAUUGCAGGAUUGAAUGUGCUCAGGAUCAUCAAUGAACCCACAGCAGCUGCACUUGCUUAUGGUCUCGACAAGAACCUGAAAGGUGAGAAGAAUGUGCUCAUCUUCGACUUGGGUGGUGGUACUUUUGAUGUAUCCAUCCUGACCAUCGAUGAAGGCUCGCUGUUCGAGGUGAAGGCUACUGCAGGUGAUACUCAUCUGGGUGGUGAAGAUUUUGACAACAGGUUAGUCAACCACUUUGCGGAGGAAUUCAAGAGAAAAUACAAGAAAGACUUCCGAUCCAACCCAAGGGCGAUCCGUAGAUUGAGGACUGCGGCUGAAAGAGCAAAACGCACUUUGUCAUCCAGCACGGAGGCUACUAUUGAGAUUGACGCUCUGUAUGAAGGCAUCGACUUCUACACCAAGAUCAGCAGAGCUCGUUUCGAAGAACUGUGCUCCGAUUUGUUCCGUUCGACCCUGGAACCUGUGGAGAAGGCUCUGAACGAUGCUAAGUUGGACAAAGGACAGAUCCACGACGUCGUAUUGGUAGGAGGUUCGACUCGUAUCCCGAAGAUCCAGCAACUUCUCCAGAACUUCUUCAACGGGAAACAGCUCAAUCUGUCCAUCAACCCAGAUGAAGCCGUUGCCUAUGGUGCUGCUGUACAAGCAGCUGUCCUCACUGGUUCUACGGACUCCAAGAUUCAGGAUGUUCUACUGGUGGACGUCGCUCCUCUGUCGUUGGGUAUCGAAACCGCUGGUGGUGUCAUGACCAAGAUCAUCGAACGCAACUCGAGGAUUCCUUGCAAGCAGACGCAAACCUUUACCACCUAUUCCGACAACCAGCCUGCAGUUACCAUCCAAGUCUAUGAAGGUGAAAGAGCCAUGACCAAAGACAACAACCUUCUGGGUACUUUCGAUCUCACUGGUAUACCGCCAGCACCUCGAGGAGUGCCAAAGAUUGAAGUUACCUUCGACAUGGACGCCAAUGGUAUUCUGAACGUCUCAGCCAAAGAUAACAGCUCAGGAAAUGUCCGAAACAUCACUAUCAAGAACGACAAAGGAAGAUUGUCUCAGAAAGAUAUUGACAGAAUGUUGGCCGAAGCUGAGAGAUACAAAGAAGAAGACGAGAAACAGCGCCAGAGGGUAGCUGCCAGGAAUCAACUCGAAGCCUAUAUCUUCCAAGUCAAACAGGCUGCUCAGGAAUGUGGAGACAAACUGUCUUCAGAGGAAAAAUCCACAAUUGAGAGGGAAUGUGAGAGUGCCUUGAAAUGGCUGGACAGCAACUCUUUGGCCGAGAAGGAUGAGUUUGAAGACAAACAGAAGGAACUUACGAGAAUCUGCAGCCCGAUCAUGGCAAAGAUUCAUGGUGGAGGUGCAGCUGGCGGUUUUCCAGGAGCAGGUGCUGGAGGAGCAGGACCCAGAGGAGAACAAAAUGGAGGACCAACAAUCGAAGAAGUUGAUUAAACGCGCAUUCCAUGCUGAAUGUGUCAUAUAUGUAUUUGUUCGUGUGCUUUGAUAAUGUUAUUUUGAAUAGACUGAAUCAUAGUUUAAAUUUGUAUAAAUGUUAUAAAUAUUAUAAUUACUAUUGGUUCAAUGCUGAGAAAUAUAUUGUAGAGCUCAUCUUGUUGAAUAUAUUUUUUUAUUCGUUUGUAAAUAUGUGCUUAAUAGUUAAUAAAAGGU